UCUUCUUCCUCUCUCAAAUCCAGAUUUGGGUUUCAUCACAUAAAAUUAACGAUAUGAAGAAGUUGGGUUUCCGUAACUUUGUUAACAUGGAUUUUUAUAGAGAAGUUUGAUCUUGUUAAAAACUUCUCUACAAAAAUCCACCACAACAUGGUCGGAACCUCGUCUAAACGGCUUUGCCCUUGCAAUGUUUUCACAAGACGACUCCUCUGCAGAAAAUGGCGACAAGGACGCUCGAGUAGCCACUGGAACGGAACAGAAAUGCUGGAUUUUAACUCCACUGAACAAAGAUUUGGGAAUUGGAGAUAUGGGUUUUGUGAGGAAAGUAACUGUUGUUGGAGAAAGAAUUGAGAGGCUCAGCAUCUUGGGUUGCUUCGCUUAUGCCCACCACUCUAGCUUGGUUCCGGUACCUGUCCUUUGUUCUAUAAUGUAGAUAAGGUUAUCGCCUCCGACGGUCACUCGCUCCCUGCUUUCUAAAGGAGUUUAGUUUAUUGUAUUUUGAAAAACUUAUCUAAAAUCAAUCCCUUUAAAUGCC
Messenger RNA from Rubroshorea leprosula, 532 nucleotides. NCBI's taxonomy places the organism in Eukaryota, Viridiplantae, Streptophyta, Magnoliopsida, Malvales, Dipterocarpaceae. The record is from the annotation of a GenBank genome assembly.